AGUGAAGAAGUGAACAAUGGCAGCAAUGAAGCUUCUACUCUCUCAAGCUCGCCGUCAAGGUCUUACCAAACCCUUUUCAUCUCCAUUUCCACAAAUCCCGAGGCUCUUCUCUUCCUCUCAAUCAUCUGAUUCGAAUCUAAAUCCGCCGCCGAAUGAAUCCCGCAAAAAACUCGAGCCAGUGUCGUACGCCGCCAAACCCAAGGAUCAGAAAUCUGAAACCUCCGAUGUCGCUUCUCCUCCACUAUCUGCGAACCAGGAAGAUCGUUCGAGCUGGACGCGAGAAGAAAUCCGAUACGUGAAAGACGCUCCUUCAAUCAGUCCCGUUUCUUACGCUCAGCGCGUGGCUCCGCUUCCGGAGGAUCGCGUCGCCGGUGAGGACGAGGGAGAGAGAACUCCGGAGGAGAUGGAGAGGGAGAGGAAGAGGAUUGAAUCAGAGAAUCGGGCUAGAAGAAGGUUUUUGAGAGCUACUGCUGUGGAAGAGGAUACUUCUUCUCUUCCUUUGCCAACAUUGCUUAAACCAGAGUUGAAGCAUGGAAAGAAACCUAUUUUCGAUCUCAUGGAGGCCAUUAGAGAGAUUAAGUCCAACGCCAAGGCGAAAUUUGAUGAAACUCUUGAGGCGCACGUGAGGUUGGGCAUUGAAAAAGGCCGAUCUGAGCUGAUAGUUCGUGGUACUUUGGCUCUACCACAUUCUGUUAAAAAGGAUGUGAAAGUGGCUUUCUUUGCUGAGGGAGCUGAUGCAGAGGAUGCAAGAGCUGCAGGAGCUGAUGUCGUCGGUGGUCUUGAGCUUAUUGAGGAAAUCUUGAAAAGUGGCAAGAUCGACUUUGACAGAUGUCUUGCAACUCCGAAAAUGAUGCCCCGUGUUUACAAGAUAUCAAGGAUCCUUAACAAUCACGGUUUGAUGCCAAACCCCAAACAAGGUAGUGUGACCAAGGAUGUGGCGAAAGCAGUGAAAGACGCAAAAGCUGGACAUACAAAAUUCAGAAUGGAUAAAACUUCGAUUCUUCAUGUGCCGCUUGGAAAGAUGAGCUUUCCUGAGGAUGCUUUGCGAGAGAAUGUUGGUGCAUUUAUGAACGCCCUUUUGCUGGCUAAGCCUGCCGGAUUGAAAAAGACUUCCAAAUAUGCAGGUUAUGUGAAUGCAUUCCACUUAUGCAGUACGAUGGGAAAGGGUUAUCCGGUAUCGAUUCAAUCGUUAUCUAGGGCAGCGGAUCACUAUACCAAAUUGCAGCUCAAAUGAGCAGUAGAGUCAAAAGAUAAAAGCUUGUCGCAGUGUUUUCAUUUCCAGGAAACUGUUUCCGAAUGCUGAAUCUUUGAAACAUUUUUAUGAUUUGUUGUUUCCUAGGUUAGUCUUUUAAUAGCUCAAUGGAUCGAAUUGGCUUUUGUCUUUGUGUCUCCUUAGUUUUUUGUUGUUUGAGAGCUUAUAAAACAAAGGGAGUGCUCCCCACAUUAGUCCGUAA
Molecule: messenger RNA, 1454 nt
Organism: Eutrema salsugineum
Lineage: Eukaryota; Viridiplantae; Streptophyta; Magnoliopsida; Brassicales; Brassicaceae
Product: 50S ribosomal protein L1
Exons: 10
Coding region: 17-1234 (405 amino acids)
Biological process (GO): translation
Cellular component (GO): large ribosomal subunit
Molecular function (GO): structural constituent of ribosome; RNA binding
Source: RefSeq, a predicted model, not a curated record